This is a messenger RNA of Cygnus atratus (black swan), 10794 nucleotides long. RefSeq names its product CUB and Sushi multiple domains 2 (gene CSMD2). The transcript has 70 exons. The record is from RefSeq and is a predicted model, not a curated record. Lineage: Eukaryota; Metazoa; Chordata; Aves; Anseriformes; Anatidae. The coding region runs from base 1 to 10794 and encodes 3597 amino acids.
AUGCAACCUUCCUUGGGAUGGGACAAGCUGGGAUGCAGCUGCAGCUUUGGAAGGAAUUGGGGGAAAUUGGGGAUCUUUGCUCUCAUGACGGUGGAAGUGAGCUCCUGGAGCCGGGUGCUGCUGCUCUCCGUGGGGCUGCUGGCUGUCUCAGCGACUGCCCAGAACUGCAGUUACAUUUUGCAUGGCCCAAAUGGGACAAUACAGAGUCCAGGCUUUCCAUAUGGAUAUCCAAAUUAUGCAAACUGCACGUGGACAAUCACUGCCGAGGAGCAGAACCGGAUACAGCUUGUUUUCCAGUCUUUUGCGUUAGAGGAAGAUUUUGAUGUGUUAUCUAUCUACGAUGGACUGCCUCAGCAGGGGAACUUGAGAACAAGGUUAACGGGUUUCCAGCUGCCUGCUCCUAUUGUGAGUACAGGGGUUGUGCUGUCCUUAUGGCUUGUGAGUGAUUAUGCGGUCAGUGCUCAAGGCUUCCAGGCAAACUAUGAAGUUCUACCAAGUCAUACGUGUGGGAACCCAGGAAGGCUGCAGAACGGCAUUCAGCAAGGGACGACGUUCAGCAUCGGGGACAAAGUGAGAUACAGCUGUAAUCCAGGCUUCUUUCUGGAAGGACACGCGUUGCUCACAUGUCACGCCAAUUCAGAAAACGGUGCCUCCUGGGAUUUUCCACUUCCCUUCUGCAGAGCUGAUGAUGCUUGCGGAGGGACUUUAAGGGGACAGAGCGGAAUUAUCUCAAGCCCUCAUUUUCCUUUGGAGUACGGCAAUAACGCAGACUGCACGUGGACUAUUCUCGCUGAACCUGGAGACACUAUUGCCCUGGUUUUCAUGGAUUUUCAACUGGAAGAUGGAUAUGAUGUUUUAGAAGUUGCUGGAACAGAGGGAUCUUCACUCUGGUUUACUGGAAUGAAUCUGCCGGCCCCGGUUAUCAGCAGUAAAAAUUGGCUGCGGCUUCACUUCACAUCAGAUGGCAACCACAGGCAGAAGGGGUUCAGUGCCCAGUAUCAAGUCAAAAAGCAAAUGGAGUUGAAGUCCAGAGGGGUGAAGCUAAUGCCAAGCAAGGACAAUAACCAGAAGACAUCAGUGUUAACUCAGGUUGGUGUGUCCCAGGGACAUAAUAUGUGUCCAGACCCUGGGAUUCCAGAGAGAGGCAAAAGAAUAGGCAACGAUUUUAGGUUGGGCUCCAGCAUCCAGUUCACCUGUAACGAGGGCUAUGAUUUACAAGGGUCCAAAAGCAUCACGUGUAAGAGAGUGAGCGACAUGAUUGUUGCAUGGAGUGACCACAGGCCAGUGUGCAGAGCAAGGAUGUGUGAUAUGUACCUUCGUGGUCCCAGCGGUGUGAUAACUUCUCCCAACUACCCUGUCCAAUACGAUAACAAUGCUUACUGCGUGUGGGUCAUCACGGCACUCAAUCCAGCCAAGGUUAUCAAACUCACCUUUGAAGAAUUUGAACUAGAAAGAGGAUAUGACACUCUGACAGUUGGUGAUGGAGGACAAGUUGGAGACCAGAAAUCUGUGCUUUACGUCUUGACAGGCACCACAGUCCCUGAUCUCAUUGUCAGCACACAGCACCAGAUGUGGCUCCUCUUCCAGACGGACAGUGUCAGUAACUUGCUGGGAUUCAAAGCAACGUAUGAAGAGAUCGACCAAGGGAGCUGUGGUGAUCCUGGGAUCCCGGCCUACGGCAGAAGAGAAGGAUCCACAUUCCGCCAUGGGGACAGUUUGAAGUUUGAGUGCCAGCCUGCCUUUGAGUUGAAGGGACAGAAAACAAUUACCUGCCAAAAGAGUAGCCAGUGGUCUGCUCAGAAACCAGUCUGUGUUUUUUCCUGCUUUUUCAACUUCACCACCCCGUCCGGGAUUGUGCUGUCACCAAAUUACCCUGAAGAAUAUGGAAGCAGCUUGCACUGUGUUUGGUUAAUUAUAGCUAAACCAGAGAGCCGAAUUCACUUGGCUUUCAAUGAUUUUGAUGUGGAGCCUCAGUUUGAUUUCCUAGCUGUGAAGGAUGGUGGGACUGCUGAGUCGCCGGUGCUGGGGACCUUCUCAGGAAACCAGAUCCCUUCCUCUCUGACCAGCAGCGGUCAUGUAGCCAGGCUGGAGUUCCAGACUGACCACUCCAUGGAGAAGAGAGGCUUCAACAUAACCUUCACUACAUUUAGGCAUAACGAGUGCCCUGACCCUGGCGUGCCUGUGAACGGAAAGCGAUUUGGUGACAGCCUCCAGCUUGGCAGCUCUGUGUCGUUCCUUUGUGAUGAGGGCUUCAUUAGGACCCAUGGCUCAGAAACCAUCACCUGCAUCUUGAAGGAGGGAAACGUGGUCUGGAACAAUGCAGUGCUCAGAUGCGAAGCUCCGUGUGGGGGCCACCUGACGUCCCCCAGCGGAACGAUCCUGUCCCCUGGCUGGCCUGGCUUCUACAAGGACUCCCUGAGCUGCGCCUGGGUGAUAGAGGCCCAGCCGGGCUACCCCAUCAAGAUCACGUUUGACAGGUUUAAGACUGAGGUGAAUUACGACACCCUGGAGGUGCGAGAUGGCCGGUCCUAUUCUUCCCCAUUGAUAGGUGUCUAUGAUGGGACUCAGGUGCCCCAGUUCCUCAUCAGCACCAGCAACUACCUCUACCUCCUCUUCACCACUGACAAAAGCCACUCUGAUAUAGGCUUUCAGAUCCGAUAUGAAACUGUGAAGCUCCAGUCAGACCACUGCUUGGAUCCAGGGAUCCCUGUAAAUGGACAGCGCCAUGGGAAUGAUUUCUACGUGGGAGCACUGGUGACGUUCAGCUGUGAUUCAGGCUACACUCUGAGCGACAAUGAAGCCCUGGAGUGUGAGCCAAACUUCCAGUGGAGCAGGCCACUGCCAAGCUGUGAGGCUCUAUGUGGAGGUUACAUUCGUGGUUCCAGUGGUACCAUCUUAUCCCCAGGCUUUCCUGAUUUUUAUCCAAAUAACUUGAACUGCACAUGGACAAUAGAAACUUCACAUGGAAAAGGUGUGUUCUUCACCUUUCAUACCUUUCACCUGGAGAAUGGCCAUGACUACCUCCUGAUCACUGAGAACACCAGCUUUGCCCAGCCGCUGAAGCAGCUCACAGGCUCUCGGCUGCCCGCCCCACUAAGUGCAGGGCUCUUUGGAAACUUCUCUGCCCAAAUUCGCUUCAUCUCAGACUUCUCCAUGUCCUACGAGGGUUUCAACAUCACCUUCUCAGAAUACGACUUGGAGCCCUGCGAUGAGCCAGAGGUCCCGGCCUACAGCAUCAGGAAGGGCCUGCAGUUCGGCGUGGGCGACGUCCUCACCUUCUCCUGCUUCCCCGGGUACCGGCUGGAGGGCGCGUCGCGCAUCACCUGCCUCGGGGGGCGGCGGCGUGUGUGGAGUUCGCCUCUGCCAAGGUGUGUUGCUGAAUGUGGCUCAUCUGUAACUGGAACCCAAGGUGUUCUGUUAUCCCCCAACUAUCCAAUAAACUAUAACAACAACCACGAGUGCAUCUACUCCAUCCAGACGCAGCCAGGAAAGGGGAUCCAGCUGAAAGCCAGGACUUUUGAACUGGAAGCAGGAGAUGUCCUCAAGGUCUAUGAUGGCAGCAAUAGCUCUGCUCGCCUGCUGGGUUCCUUUAGUCGCUCUGAAAUGCUUGGCACCAGCAUAAACAGCACUUCCAGCAGCAUGUGGCUUGAGUUCAUCACCAACAACGAGAACACGAGUAAAGGCUUUGAGCUGCAGUUUUCUAGUUUUGAACUCAUCAAAUGCGAGGACCCUGGCAUCCCGCAGUUUGGCUACAAGGUCCAUGAUGAAGGACACUUCGCUGGCAGCUCUGUAUCCUUUAAUUGCGACCCUGGCUAUACACUGCGAGGCAGCAGGGUGCUGGUCUGUCUGACUGGAGAGCGGAGAGCUUGGGAUCAGCCCCUGCCAACCUGUGUAGCUGAGUGUGGGGGUACUAUCAAAGGAGAGUCGUCAGGACGGAUACUGUCUCCUGGAUACCCCACACCCUACGAUCAUAAUCUGAAUUGCAUUUGGACAAUAGAGGCAGAAGCUGGCUGCACAAUAGGGCUCCAUUUCAUGGUUUUCCACACUGAGGAGUUCCAUGAUGUGCUGAGGAUCUGGGACGGUCCGGUGGAGAAUGGAAUCCUCCUAAAGGAGAUGAGUGGGUCCAGCUUACCCAGCGAUGUCCACAGUACUUUCAAUUCUGUCAUCCUUCAGUUCAACACGGAUUUCUUCACGAGCAAGCAGGGCUUCGCUGUUCAGUUUUCAGUUUCCACUGCCACUUCCUGUAAUGACCCAGGGAUUCCUCAGAAUGGGAGCCGGAGUGGUGACAGCAAAGAGGCAGGCGACUCCAUCGUCUUCCAGUGUAAUCCAGGAUACACUCUGCAAGGGGAGGCCAAAAUCACUUGUGUGCAGAUUGAGAACAGAUUUUUCUGGCAGCCAGACCCUCCCUCCUGCACAGCUCCCUGUGGAGGUAUCUUGACAGGACCAGCAGGAGUGAUCUUGUCCCCGCAGUACCCAGAGCCCUACCCGCCAGGGAAGGAGUGUGACUGGAAGCUGACCGUCUCUCCUGACUAUGUCAUUGCCUUGGUAUUCAAUAUCUUCAGUUUGGAGCCUGGCUAUGAUUUCCUUCAUAUUUAUGAUGGACCCGAUUCACUCAGCCCCCUGAUUGGAAGCUUUUAUGGCUCCCAGCUACCCGAGAGGAUAGAGAGCAGCAGUAACAGCCUCUUCCUUGCUUUCCGAAGCGAUGCAUCUGUCAGCAACACUGGAUUUGUCAUUGACUACACAGAAAAUCCCAGGGAGUCCUGCUUUGAUCCUGGCUCAGUUAAGAACGGUACACGGGUGGGUACAGACCUGAAACUGGGAUCCACCAUUACCUACUACUGUGACGGCGGGUAUGAUAUUGAAGGGGUCUCCACGCUGAUGUGCAUAAUGGGAGAAGAUGGAAAACCCACGUGGAACAGACCUCGACCUACCUGUACAGCACCCUGUGGUGGUCAGUACACAGGCUCAGACGGCGUAGUCCUUUCUCCAAAUUACCCCCAGAAUUACACCAGUGGACAAGUCUGCUUGUACUUCAUCGUUGUGCCAAAGGACUACGUGGUCUUCGGGCAGUUUGCCUUCUUCCAGACGGCGCUCAACGAUGUCAUUGAAGUUCACGAUGGCCCCAACCAGCAUUCUCGGCUCCUCAGCUCCCUCUCAGGAUCUCAUACAGGUGAAUCACUACCAUUAGCUACCACCAACCAGAUUCUCAUCAAAUUUAGUUCCAAGGGUCAAUCUACAGCCAAAGGUUUUCAUUUUGUCUACCAAGCGGUUCCUCGGACCAGUGCCACCCAGUGCAGCUCAGUCCCGGAGCCACGCUACGGCCGGCGGCUGGGCAGCGACUUCGCGGUGGGGGCCGUGGUGCGCUUCGAGUGCAGUGCUGGCUACGCGCUGCAGGGCGCCCGCAGCAUCGAGUGCCUCACCAUGCCCGGCGCGCUGGCUCAGUGGAACGUUUCUGUGCCCACCUGUGUGGUGCCAUGUGGUGGAAAUUUGACUGAACGCAAAGGCACCAUCCUCUCCCCUGGCUUUCCUGAGCCAUACCUGAAUAGCCUCAACUGUGUGUGGAAGAUAACAGUCCCCGAAGGAGCAGGAAUACAGAUACAGGUGGUCAGUUUUGUCACUGAGCAGAACUGGGAUUCCCUGGAAGUGUUUGAUGGAGGAGAUAACACAGCCACCAUGCUGGGAAGCUUCUCUGGAACUACAGUGCCUGCGUUGCUGAACAGCACUUCAAACCAGCUCUAUCUGCAUUUCUAUUCGGAUAUCAGCGUCUCUGCUGCUGGCUUUCACCUGGAAUACAAAACCGUCGGUCUGUCCAGCUGCCCAGAGCCCCCAGUUCCUGGGAACGGCCUCAAGAUCGGGGAGCGCUAUUUAGUGAACGACGUCGUCUCCUUCCAAUGCGAACCAGGCUACGCCCUCCAGGGACACUCUCACAUUUCGUGCAUGCCGGGCACUGUGCGGCGCUGGAAUUACCCCCCUCCACUUUGCAUUGCCCAAUGUGGAGGAACAGCUGAAGAGAUGGAAGGAGUGCUCCUGAGCCCAGGGUUCCCAGGAAACUACCCCAGCAAUCUGGACUGCACAUGGAAGAUAUUGCUGCCAGUGGGGUUUGGUGCUCACAUCCAGUUCCUAAACUUCUCCACCGAGCCAAACCAUGACUUUGUUGAAAUCCGCAAUGGGCCAUACGACACCAGUAAUGUCAUAGGGCGGUUCAGUGGCACCGAAAUCCCAGGCUCCCUCCUGUCCACAUCUCAUGAAACCACUGUGUAUUUCCACAGCGACCACUCGCAGAACAAGCCAGGCUUCAAGCUGGAAUACCAAGCCUACGAGCUGCAGGAAUGCCCUGACCCUGAACCUUUUGCCAACGGCGUUGUAAGAGGAGCUGGUUACAACGUUGGCCAGUCCAUCUCUUUUGAGUGUCUGCCUGGGUACCAGCUGAUCGGGCACCCUGUCCUGACGUGUCAGCACGGCACCAACAGGAACUGGGAUCACCCAUUGCCCAGGUGUGAAGUGCCUUGCGGGGCCAACAUCACCACCCAGAAUGGUACGGUUUACUCUCCUGGCUUCCCCAACCAGUACCCCAAUUCCCAGGACUGCACUUGGCUCCUUACAGUGCCUGUGGGCUAUGGGAUCCAUCUCAACUUCACUCUGUUGCAAACAGAGCCCUACAAUGAUUUCAUCACGAUUUGGGAUGGUCCACAGCAAACAGCCCCACAGCUUGGUGUGUUCACUGGCAACUCUGCUAAGAAGUCAGCCCAAAGCUCUUCCAACCAGGUCCUGAUGAAAUUCCACAGCGAUGCAGCCAAUGGAGGGAUUUUUGCCAUUUAUUUCUAUGCCUACCAGCUCUUCAGAUGUCAGCCUCCGACCAUCGUUCCCAACGCAGAAGUCAUCACUGAGAAUGAAGAGUUUAACAUAGGUGACAUCGUGAGGUACAGAUGUCUGCCUGGCUUUACAUUGAUUGGAAAUGAAAUCCUGACCUGCAAGCUAGGCACGCAUCUUCAGUUUGAAGGACCCCCACCCACCUGUGAAGUGCCUUGCCCGAUGAACGAGGUUAUGACAGACUCCACCGGCGUGAUCCUCAGCCAGAGCUUCCUGGGAAGUUACCCCCACUUUCAGACCUGUUCUUGGGUGGUCAAGGUAGAGCCUGGAUAUAACGUCUCCCUCACCAUCGAGUACUUCCUCAGUGAGAAGCAAUAUGACGAGUUUGAAAUCUUUGAUGGUCCCUCUGGCCAGAGUCCGCUGCUCUUGUCACUGAGUGGUAACUACUCUGCUCCUCUGACUGUUACCAGCAGUGGGAACAAAGUCUAUCUCCGUUGGUCCUCCGAUCAUGCCUACAACAGAAAAGGCUUCAAAAUCCGCUACUUCGCUCCGUACUGUAGCCUCCCGCAGCCGCCAGCCCACGGGCUGAUUCUCAGCCAGACGGGUCUGCACCCUGGCAGCACAGUUCGCUUCGGAUGUGACACAGGCUAUCGCCUCGUUGGCCACAGCACCACCACCUGCUCCCAGCACCCCCAAGGCUACUUCCACUGGAACGAAGCAAUCCCUCUGUGCCAAGCUCUUUCCUGCGGCGUUCCCAGAGCACCAAAGAACGGUGUCGUCUUUGGCAAGGAGUACACAGUGGGUACGAAAGCCGUGUACCACUGCAACCAGGGCUUCCAGCUUCAGCCCGGGGAGGAGUCCAGCACCGAGUGCCUGCAGGCAGGACAGUGGAGUAACAGCAACCAGCCCCCGCAGUGCGUGGCUGUCACCUGUCCCGACAUCAACAGCAUCGCAGUUGAGCACGGUCGGUGGCGGCUGACCUACGAGAUCCAGUACCACUACAACGCCCAGCUCAUGCUCAUCUGUGACCCGGGCUACUACUACACAGGCCAGCGGGUCAUCAGGUGCCAAGCCAAUGGGAAGUGGAGCAUAGGUGAACCGAUGCCGACCUGUAAAAUUAUCUCUUGUGGAGAUCUGCCAAUUCCUCCUAACGGCAACAAGAUCGGCACGCUGACCAGCUACGGUGCCACGGCCAUCUUCUCGUGCAAUACCGGCUACACCCUGGUAGGGUCCCGCGUGCGGGAGUGCAUGGCCAACGGACUUUGGAGUGGAGCUGAAGUGAAAUGUCUGGCUGGGCACUGUGGUGUUCCCAGUCCCAUUGUCAAUGGGCAGAUCAAUGGGGAGAACUACAACUACCGCGGCAGCGUGGUUUAUCAGUGCAACCCUGGCUUCCGCCUGAUCGGGAUGUCUGUGCGGAUCUGCCAGCAGGACCACCGCUGGUCUGGGAAGACUCCUGUCUGUGUGCCCAUCACCUGCGGCCACCCUGGCAACCCUGCCAAUGGCUUGACCCAAGGGAGUCAGUUCAAUCUGAACGAUGUGGCCAAGUUUGUGUGCAACACUGGGUACCGCCUGGAAGGGGCAUCGCAGUCCCAGUGCCUUGCCAACGGGCAGUGGAGCAGCAGCCUGCCCGCCUGCCGCGUUAUAAACUGUACUGACCCCGGGCACCUGGAAAACAGCAUCCGUCAAGUGCAGCCAAGUGGUCCUCACAGAUUCAGCUUUGGAACAACUGUCUCAUAUCAGUGCAGCCAUGGAUAUUACUUAUUGGGUACCCAUGUACUGACUUGUCAGGGGGAUGGCACUUGGGACCGUGCCCUCCCACAGUGUCUUUUGGUCUCUUGCGGGCACCCGGGCUCCCCGCCGCAUGCUCAGAUAUCAGGUGACAAGUACACCGUCGGCUCCGUGGUCCGGUACAGCUGCCUCGGGAAGCGGACUCUGAUCGGCAACUCCACUCGCAUGUGCCAGCUUGACGGGCGCUGGAGCGGCUCCCUGCCACACUGCUCAGGAGGCAGCCAGGGCGUGUGUGGUGACCCGGGGAUCCCGUCUCACGGCAUUGGGCUGGGAGAUGAGUUUGAUGUAGACAGCAUGGUCCGCUUCAGCUGCGAGCCCGGGUACACGCUCCGGGGUUCAUCUGAGAGGACCUGCCAAGCCAACGGCUCCUGGAGCGGCACACAGCCCGAAUGUGAAGUUAUAUCCUGUGGAAACCCAGGGACACCCAGCAACGCGAAGGUUAUAUUUAACGACGGCUUGAUCUUCUCCAGCUCCGUUAUCUACCAGUGCCGGGAAGGCUACUAUUCCACAGGGGUGCUGAGCAGGCACUGCACUGUGAACGGGACAUGGACCGGGACCACUCCAGAGUGUACAGUGAUCAAUUGUGGUGACCCCGGUGUCCCAGCCAACGGCAUUAGGCUGGGCGGUGAUUUUACCUACAAUAAAACAGUGGUGUUCCAGUGCAUGCCUGGCUACAUGAUGGAGUCAGACAGGGCAUCCUCUCUAACAUGCACAAAAGACCGAACCUGGAAUGGCACCAAACCUGCCUGCAAGGCUAUCAUCUGUAAAUCCCCGCAAGCCAUCCCCAAUGGCAAAGUCGUGGGCUCGGAUUUCAGCUGGGGCUCCAGCGUGAGCUACACCUGCCUGGAAGGGUACCAGCUCUCCCUGCCCGCUGUGCUCACCUGCGAGGGGAACGGGACGUGGAGCGGGGAAAUUCCCCAGUGCUUCCCUGUGUUCUGCGGUGAUCCUGGGAUACCCGCUCAAGGCAGACGGGAGGACAGAGGCUUUACGUACCGCUCGUCCGUCUCCUUCUCCUGCUUGGCCCCCCUGGUGCUGGUGGGAUCAGCCCGGAGGUUCUGCCAGUCUGAUGGGACGUGGAGCGGGACCCAGCCCAGCUGCAUAGACCCGAGCCUCACAACGUGCGCGGACCCUGGCGUGCCUCUCUUUGGGAUGCAGAACAACUCCCAGGGCUACCAGGUGGGAAGCGUAAUUUUCUUCAAGUGCCAGAAGGGGUACCUGCUGCAGGGCUCAACCACCCGGACCUGCCUCCCCAACCUGACAUGGAGCGGCGUGCAGCCAGACUGCGUCCCUCACCACUGUAAGCAGCCAGAAACCCCCUCCCACGCCAACGUCGGGGCUCUGGAUUUGCCAUCCCUGGGCUACACCUUGAUCUAUUCCUGUCAGAACGGGUACUAUCUCACUGGAGGAUCUGAGCAUCGAACCUGCAAAGCAGAUGGCAGCUGGACGGGAAAACCACCCAUUUGCCUCGCUGACAUCCGCCCCAGCGGAAGGCCGGUUGGCACCGUGCGGGACCCGCCACUUGCCAAGGUGUCAGUGCCUGCUGAUGUGUUUGCAAGAAAUUCCCUUUGGAAAGGCUCCUAUGAAUACAUGGGGAAGAAGCAGCCCGCGAUGCUGUCUGUCACCAGCUUUGACCCUGUCACCAGUAAAGUCAAUGCCACUUUAAUAGACCACAGCGGCGUGGAGCUCCAAGUGUCUGGCAUUUACAAGAAAGAAGAUGUGCACCUGCUUCUCCAGGUUUAUCAGAUAAUGGGGCCAGUGGAGAUCUUUUUAAACAAGUUCAAAAAUGAUAAAUGGGCUCUAGAUGGACAUGUCUCAUCAGAGUCAUCAAGUGGCACGUUUGUGUACCAGGGCUUUGUGCGUGGCAAAGGGUUCGGGCAGUUUGGUCUUCAGAGACUGGACAUCAGCAUGAUGGAAAAUGAUCCAGAAUCAAUAGGACACCAUUUUGCAUCAAACAGCAGUUCUGUGGCAGCUGCCAUUCUUGUGCCUUUCAUAGCCCUGAUUAUUGCAGGGUUCGUGCUUUAUCUGUACAAACACAGGAGAAGACCAAAAGUCCCAUUCAAUGGCUAUGCAGGCCAUGAAAACACCAACGUCCGAGCAACAUUUGAAAACCCUAUGUAUGACCGAAACCUGCAGCCCACAGACAUCAUGGCCAACGAGACGGAGUUCACAGUCAGCACUGUGUGCACAGCUGUAUAG